CAGAACAACACAGUCGUGCGAGUCAAAGUCAGCUAAUAAAUCAGCAGCAUAACUCAGGAGACCGGGAAAAGUUUUGCUUCAACUUGGGAAAAAUAAAGACUUCAGAAAGACAAAUAUAUACCCAGAAAGCAGAAGUGAAAGAAGAAGUGAAGAUGAAUCUAUUUGUCAUCAUCUCUGUCCUUGCAGUGUUCAGUGUCGACAUGACCUUUUCUCGAAGAUUGCCUAAGAAGAAAAUGAGGUGUCUGUCUGGGGAUGGGAGCAGUUACAGGGGAAUUGUUGACGAAACAUCAAGUGGUCGCAAGUGUCUGUACUGGAAUCUUGUGAGACACCCCUGGGGAAAUCAAGCGGGAGUUGGAAACCACAAUUACUGCAGGAAUCCUGAUCAGAGCCUAAUGCCUUGGUGUUACGUGAGACGAGGACGUUGGGCUGUGAGCGAAUUGUGCCAUGUCCCCGCAUGUUCUCAACCAACAGAAAAACCGACAGUGAGGCCAACAGUAAAGCCAACAUCCAAACCUUAUCCACUGGUGGACACAGAACGGACGUGUGGCGAGCUGUCUGAACGGAGAAUGAAUAAAAUUGUGGGUGGCUUUUUGACAGCCAUUGAGUCACACCCAUGGACUGCUGCCAUUUUCUAUAAAAGAAACAAAUUUCUUUGUGGUGGUUCCCUCAUCUCACCCUGCUGGGUUCUCUCAGCUGCUCACUGUUUCCGCAACGAGGAUGGGGAUUUGAAUGUCAAAGGUCUAUCUGUGUUCCUGGGGAAAACUGACAUCAGUGAAACAGAUGCUGCCAGGGAGCAGAAAUUUACAGUGGAGAAAAUGAUCAUCCACCAAGAUUUUGAUAGCGACAACUUUAACAGCGACAUUGCACUGUUAAAGAUCAGAAACACGAACGGGGGCUGUGCAGUUAAGACCCCCUCUGCACGGACAGUUUGCCUUCCUCCAGCUCUCACUCAGCUCCCUUCAGGAUUCACAUGCAGCAUUGCUGGAUAUGGGAAGGAACAAGAAGGCGCCUGGGAAUACUCUAAACGCUUGAAAAAAACAGAUGUAAAACUGCUCUCCAACACCGACUGUAAUAGAAAAUUGUACUAUGACAAUCGUAUCAAUGAGAACAUGCUGUGUGCUGCUAGCCCUGACUGGAGCACAGACGCCUGCCAUGGUGAUUCAGGUGGUCCUCUGGUGUGUGAAGCUUCAGGCCGAAUGUUUCUGUUCGGUGUGGUGAGCUGGGGCGAAGGUUGCGCCAAGAAGAACAAGCCAGGUGUUUACACCCAGGUGACCAACUACAACUCAUGGAUUGCAGAGAAAACGGGUCUCACUGCAUACACAACAGGACUGAUGUAUCCCCAGAAAUGAAACCGCUGCAAAACCUUAUAAUUUAUUUUAUAAUUUAUCAGAGAAUAUUUAUGAAACCAAACAUUUUGGCAGCUCUUUUAAAACUUAUUUAUGUUAAUGAGUAUGUACAGAUGUCACAAGUUUUUUAAAGGGAAGAUACAGGACAACUGGUAUUUAGGCAGGGCUAGUUAACCUGGGUCGUGUCAAAUCUGAGUAUCACAGAGGUUGGUAAAGUAGGAUCAAGUUUACAUCUGUGUUUGAAAAUGUAAGUUGGAACUGUUUCCCUUUUUUUGGUUUGUUUUUUUCUAUGUAAUGUACAUUAGCAUUUCUGGUUUGAAGUGCAGCUGGUUAGUUUUACUGUUAACAUACAAUGGUGAUAUUUUUGUCACAUUAUUUACUUUUAUAGUCAUCUGUAAAUGUUUUAUCAUCACAUCUUGGAUGUAUUAUCAACCGAUUUUUGAGCUACACGUGCAUAGGUUUUCAUUGUUACCUUGUGGAUUUAUUAGGACUUUUUUUUAACAUUAUUUGAUAACUGUAUCAGAAUUUUUUAAAGGCUGGCCCAAAUGUUUAGUAUUUUUCUUAAUGCCAAAUAAA
Molecule: messenger RNA, 1922 nt
Organism: Menidia menidia (Atlantic silverside)
Lineage: Eukaryota; Metazoa; Chordata; Actinopteri; Atheriniformes; Atherinopsidae
Source: the annotation of a GenBank genome assembly